This is a messenger RNA of Cinara cedri, 15055 nucleotides long. NCBI's taxonomy places the organism in Eukaryota, Metazoa, Arthropoda, Insecta, Hemiptera, Aphididae. The record is from the annotation of a GenBank genome assembly.
AUGAAGCUAAAGGAUGUAGAAUUCGCUCCGUUGUGUGUGCCACUCACCCGUAGGCUCGAGACGCUCGCGGCAGCCUCUUGGAUUUACCUGGUGGUAUUCGGACCGUUGACCGGAUGGUUUACUCUGCUGUAUAUAAUAAUCAACACACAAUAUUGGUGGCUGGGGCUUAUGUACCUCAUCUGGAUAUAUAUCGACCGAUCCGUAGCAUGGUCCCACAAAAUAAGGUAAAACAAUUUUUUUUUUUUUCUAAAUACUAUUAAAAGUCAGUUCUUUGUUUUCAUGUGAAACAAAAAAUCUAGGUAAGUAGACAUCACUAUGGUGGUGGUGAUAUUAUUAGAUAAUAUUAAUGUUUAUUACAACGUGUCAAAUAAAAAUAACAAUACUACAAUUCUAGUACAUAUUAAAAAUAUCAUUUUUACUACGUUUGAUCAUUUUACGUUUAUGACACGUUUAGGCACAACAUUAUAGCAGGUUUGAACAUUAUAUUAUUUUUCUAAAAUCUUUUCCUACACGUUUGAGUAGUAUAAUACUAUUAUAUAUUAUAUUAUAUUAAUAUUAUUAUAAUACUACUGUUUACAAUAUUUUAUACAUAUUUAUACGUUUUAUAAGUUAGAAAUAUUAGAAUAAUCUCAUUAUGAACAGAACAAUAAUACUUUGAUUUCCUACGUGUUUGCCCUUAUUUUAAUUAUUUUAUUGUUUAAAAUAUAAUAUUGUAUAAAAUUAUAAGUACUCACAUAAAAGACUAGAUUCGUUUGUCUGCAGUCUUUAACGCUUUUUCUUCAAUACUUAGAACAGGAGUGUUCAACUUUCAGGAAAGACUGAGCUAUAUGAAGCGUAGAAAUAGUCAUAAGCCACAUACAUUUUCAUAAUAAUAAAUUGUAUUCAUAAUUUAUACAAUGGCGAAUAGUAAACAGAUAAUCAUAUAUUUAAUAAAAUAAUAAAGUAAAAACAAAAUUAUUAAAACGUUAAUACUCAUAAAUAAAUAAAGGAAAUAAAUAUAUAAAUAAAAUAAUACAUAUAAAAAUAAAAUAAAUAAAUGAAUCAAUGAAUCGCUUGGAGUAUUAUGAUAAGUGUUAUACGAGCGGUUUCGAAUUAAAAAUUCAUCAUCAGGUAUAACACAGUCAAAAUGUAAAACGUGACUCGAUUUUUAUUUAUAUAUUUAUUUACUUUAAUUAUGAUAUGGUGAAAAUGAGAAAUAUAUUAUAUAUUUAUAUAUUAUGUUGUAAUCAGCCCAAGUUUUAUCGUCUGAUAAAUAUUAAUGUGUACCUGGGUUAUUAUCGCUAUCGGAUUACAAUAACAAUAACUAUAAAAUCAAUAUAAUAUAGGUAACAGAUAGUUUAUUUUUAUUUAUAGAUAGGGUUUUUUCCUAUAAUACAAUAUGUAAGUAAUUGAUGGUUUUGAAAUUUAAAUGGGUGCCCAUUAAAAUGAACCUUUUGUUAAAUUGUCAAGUAAUUUUGUUUGGUCAAACGAUUUUAUCCACAGAAAACAUACCGAAUAAAAAUCGAAGUAAAAAACUCUUAAAUUAAAUGUUCAUAAAUAACUCAAAAAUAGCUCAAAUGUUUUAAAAAUUACUACGUCUAGAAAAGGCAAAUAUAAGUUGUCUGUCUAAAUUUCAAGUCUCUACGAAGAUUUUGAACUAAAUUAAAAAAAAAAAAAAAGAGCUGAUACUGGAGAUGGGAGCGGCCACUGUUGUAGGUGAGUAGUUGGGAAGGUAGGAUACAUAAGGUUAUUUCAUUUAUAUCUGUAAAUCAUUGCUUAACGAAAGAAGAUUCCGAGCGCAGUUCGGUAAUACAUAAUUUGAAGUGCCAUAAUUUUUUUUUACGAUUUUCGUUUUAAUUUGAUUUCAAAAGCUAAUUAAAAAAAAAAAAAAUUCGUCCAAUGAUUUUUUUAAAAUUUUACUACGUCUAGGUAAGUCUAAUAUAAGUAUUAUUAAUAAGUAUCAAGUCUCUACGUGUAUUUAUAACUGCAUUACAGCAAAAAAAUUCCCAAAAUUAAAGUUUCUUAAAAGCUCUCUAAAAAUUGGAGAUGAUACAGGAAGAAAGUAAAUCAAAAAGGCAAUAAAAAAGGUAUCUCGUGAUUUUUCGAUUAAAUCAUUUUUUCUGGUAGAAAACAUUGUCCGUGUUUUUAUAAAAUAAUGACAUCGUGAAAUUGUACCUUUUCCUACGUUUUUUCCCAUUUAAGUGCUUUUAUUUAAAAAAUAGCAUCGAAAAUCAAAAAAUGACUUCUUAAAAAUACAAUCUAGACAACUUGAGCUUUCAAAAAAGUUUCCACGCGUAAAAAUCGUAGUAAGGAAAAAAGUGUCCACAGACUAGAAUAAAGAACAAAAAAAAAAAUAAACAGCAUUGUAAAACCAAUAGUUCCCUCGCUACGCUUGGAAUAUAAAAGACGUCCUAGGAUAAUGGUGACAGGUGCAGCCACUGUUAUAGAUAAUAUAAUGUAUACCUGUAACCAACGAUAAGCCAUUGUUAACGAAAAAAAUUCUGAGCAGAGUUCAGUUGAUGGUGAUGCUUUGUCAAUAUAGGCUUUGUAUAUUUUCUUUGAUAAUAUUUGUUUAAUUUACCGUUUAUCCCGGGUUUCCCAUGUUUUUCCCCGGUUUUUCACAUUUGAUGAGAAAACCGAAAAAUGAUCUUCCUAAAGUACCUUCCCAGUCAGAUUUAAUUUUAGAGUAUGUGCUACCAUUGUAAAUCGGAGAUAAAUUGCUUAUAAAAAAGUUGUUCAUAGGAAAAAAAGGCCGAAAUAUUUUUUAACAUGGAUGAAAUAGUCAAUACAUUUUUACUAUCCAUCAUAUUUUACUUAAAUCCGUCUCAUGUUGGAUAUUUUUUUCUCUCUCUAAGAACAAUCCAUCUACCAGGUCUAUGGUAUUAACCUUUCGGCUAUCGUAUAUAAAUUUGUAGCUAUUUAUUAUUUAUAUUACGUUGACAUUUAUUUGAUUAGGUACAUUGUAUUUUAUAAACGCACCUUAACUAAAAAUGAGCUAAUAUUAAAAGGGAACAUAUUACAAUGAAGAGUAAUUUAGUGUAAGAAUGAAAAUGUGUAUGUAUUUGUAUAUUUAUGAAAUAAAAUAAAGUUAUUAAUGUUAUUAUUAUUAUGUAUAUCUGUAUGCAUGAACGUUAUACUAGAAUAUUUUUACGUAACGAUGAAUAAUUGAUAACAAAAAAAGUUCAUUUAAAUACGUUCUGAAAUUCCAGAAAUUUUAUAAUAUUCAUAAAUAUUUGAACAUUAAGCCCUUAUACAAAAAAGAAAAAAAAAUCGUCACUAUGUGAUUCUUAUAUCAAAUUUUAAAGUUUUCUUUGGAAGCCAAACAAAUUUUAUCUGCAUAAAACCUGGUAAAAACAAAAAUUUCAGAUGGUUAUAAAUAGUUAAAAAAUAGCUAAAAUGUUUUGAAAAUUAUAUCAUAUCUAUACAGAAAAGGUUAAUAUAAAUAUUCUGUCUAAAUUAAAAUUAUGAAAUCGACAACGUGGUCCUGCGCUGUAAAUAUUUGUCCACUUUUCCGAUAAUAUUUUUCCGGUUUUUCCAAUUAUUGAUAAAACCUCUUGAAAAAUUAAAAACUGACAUUUCCAAUGCACUAGAUCCAAAUUGCGCGAAAAAGUUCUCUUCUCAUUUUUCGAUUGGAGAAAAUGUUUUGUUCUCACAGAUACACAAAAAAAUACACACACACAUCGUAGUAAAACUGUAAUACAUUAAUUAUCGAAUAUUUGUAAAAUAAACUAGCGAAGUGACGUAGUAGGUACAAUUACCAGUUUUAUCACAAAAAAAAUAUAAGUACGCCAUAAAUUAUUUCACAAUCAAUUACGUGCAUUGUUUGCGCACUGACGUCCCUCGUAGCCACUGCGGCGAUCGUAUGGGAGCCACUAGGAUGGGGAACCGUAGAAGGCACAGGGACGCGAGAUGCGUAAAUCUUUUCCAUCGAAUCUUCACUUCUCUGGGUUCACCCAGCAGAAGCACUCAUUUUUGUUUAUCUAAAAUUCUUACUACCUUUAUUUUUCCAAACUAUACAGCAGUUGCAGAUACCAUAGGUGGGCUACUGUAUUUGGUUAAUUCACAUCUCCUUAAACCUGGUAGUUGUACAUAUUAUCACUUUGUUUCCUAUCAUACAUUAAACGUGUUUAUUAUUUUUCUCGUAUAAUCCAAUGCAAACACACACACAUUAUAUAACGCUUGACUGACUCGAGCAUUGACCUUAUAUACCGGGUUGGUGGUCGUCACUCAAGGUAAACAAUUGUCCGUACGUCUAUACUGUAGUAAAUAUUUCUAAGCAAAAUACAAUAAUGCAUCGGUUAGCGAUUCGUUACACUAAACGGAUGCAUUUCCCACAAGUCGUCGCUUAUUAGCGACCCGAGGUCUGAGUAUAGUCACAUAAAUAUCUAUUGACAUAGUUGACUUGGUGACAAACCAAUUAGAAAACCUACUUGUGUUUAUUGUAACAAUUCAUCGAAACCUACACAUCCUUAUAUCUGCUCCUUAUAUUUUGAGCAACGAACUUCUUUCAAACUUCAACCAGUGUAUCGAAGUAAGUGAUUAUUUCCAUAUUCUCGUAGUAGAAGAUUAAGUAAAAGAUUAGGAAGAUGUUAAAAAAUGAAUAAAGAAAAAAAAUCUCGUGCGGUAGAUAGCUGCUAGUCAAUAUUAAAUAUAAUACGUCUUUUUAACAUGUCUUUAUAAAGUAUUUUAUUAUGUAUGUGUACGUGUUGUGACGAUGACUGUAUAAUAAACACAUACAUCCACAAACACACACACAUAGGACGAUACACACAUAUUCUUCGAUGGACAAACCGCCGUGCAUCCGUAUUAUACAUACUACGCAGUAACAAUAUCAUUUCAUAUCAUAUACCAAUAUAGGUGUCCAUUAUAUUUGACUAUUUAUUUCUUAUCCCCUACACCAUAUUAUUCUACACUUCUAUCUUUCCCCCAUUACUUUAUUUUCUUACUUUUAAUUUUUGUUCUACUCCAAAACCAAUAGACUCUUCCCUACGCUCCGAAUCUAAAAUAUAAAUAUUUUCAAGUAUAAAACGUAUAAAGUUUUGCAGACUUUAUACGUUUUUCCAUCGAUUUUUGAUGCUUUUUAUUCCUCAAUUAUUAGGUACUUAUUUGUACGAAUUUGUACGAUAGUCUCCACAAUUUGUCCUUCCAUAGUUUCAGAGAAAUUAUAGUAAGCCCGUUUACAGGAGGAAGGGGGGUAGCAGAUCAAUCCUCCCUCCGAAAUGUUCAAAUUAGGUAUAAAUUUAUAAACAACAAAGGCUAAUUACAAGUUCAUGUAUUAAAAAUAUUUUAUAGGUGUUCAUGUCGGACUUUCAAUCAAAAAUAAACGCCGAUUUGUCAUGCUAAACCACGUGGGGUAGGCUUUUAUUUGGGGAUGCAUAAAACACAGAAAGAAAAUAACAAUAAUACAAAUAAUUGGUUUUUAAAAUAUGUUUGUUAUUUUUAAAAGUGCAUUACAAAUUGUAUUUUAUUCUCGAUUAAAAUAAUGAAAUGAGUUCGCAUUCAAUUUGCUGAGGAAGCGAACCAGAUUUUAAUGAGAACCAUUAGUUUUUAUCACUUCAUGUAAACAUCAUUCCCGAAUAUUAUUUUUCCAAUUAAUAUAAACCCCCACCCUUGUAUUUUGUGUACAUUAACACGGGACCAGGCCGUGCAUUUUUCAAAUGUGAGUACUUUCGAAACGACCGUUUGUUAUAAGAUACACAGAUACAUUCGAAAUGACUAGUCUUAACAAGUUGUUUCACAAAAAAAAAGUUUCACUUUCUUCCACGUGUUAAAUUUUUAAUCAUAAAUAAAUUCCAAUUUGUUAGCAAAAUCAUGCCGGGCAAAAAAAGCUGUCCUAGGAUAAUGAGAACAGGUGCAGUCAUUGUCAUAGGUAAUUGAAUGUAUACCUACAAGUAACAAUAAACCAUUGCUAACAAAAUAAAGGAUUCUUAGCGGAGUUCAGUUGAUAGCUAUAUUUUAUUAACAAUAUAUAUGUCAUAUUAUGGUAACAUAAUUAAAUAGGCAUUAUAUUUUUUCUUUAAUAUUAUUAGUUUAAUAUAUAGUUAUAUAUAAUUAAUUUUUAAUGAACCUUCCUAGAUUACCUCUCCAGUCAGAUUUCCUUUCUGAAAAAAUGCUAUCAUUGUAAAUUGAAGGAAAAUUGCUGGUAGAAAAGUUGUCCACAGAAAAAUAAAUCGUAAUAGUUUACUAAUAAAAUUCAUACAUUUUCCCAUUUUUUCCUGGUUUUUCCAAUUUAUUGAGAAAAAUUCCUGAGCAAAUCGAAAAAUGAUCUCAUUAAUGUACCUCCCCAUACAAAUUCCUUCCAGAAAAGGUGCUAAACUUAAAAAUUAGAUGAAGAAAAGUUGCACACAGAUAAAAAAUAAAAUAAAAUAAACAUCUUUGUAAAACUAUAAGCUUCUCCACUCCACUCAGAAUUUAAAAGCAUCAUAUUCGUAUUUUAUAACCUCUGGCUGGGAAGCAACGCAUUUAUCCAUUGAGAAACUAUGAGAUCUUAGAACUUCUACCGAUGAGAUUUCUUAUUUAAAAACACGUUUUUAUACCGAGUGUACCAUAUCGAUCGAAAUUUUGAGAGUAGGUCCAGAGCCGUGUAAUGUCAUUUGGUGCCCAGAGUCUAAGGACAUCAAUUUUUAAGUGUCUCCUUUUUUGAGGCUUUAUUCGAGAUGAUUCGGGGGUUAAUUUAUUCCAAUAUGUGUUAUUUUUUUAAUAAUUUCAUUAAAUUCAUAUAAAAAAGUCAACAUUUUACCUCCACCAAAUAACAUUCUUCCUUACUUCUAAAUUUGUUUCUAUUUUUAUAGACUACUUAACUAUGCUAAAUUCACGCGAAAACAGUUUUUAUAAGUUUUUGGACUUCCGGUGUUUAUCACCGUAACACGAAACUUUGAUAAUAUAGUAUUAUAUUUUAUUAUUUUCAGUUUUACAUUUUAAAAGGGUUCUAGUUAAUGUUCUUUUGUUUAUCAAAAUUAUAUAAUAACCAAUAGAUCAAAAUAUAUAUAUUAAACUAAUUAAAUAAGAUGCUUUGAAAAUACAAAGUACAUUUUGGUCUUUAUUAUUAAUUUGAAAAUAGUGUCUAUAGUUUGUGUAGGUAUUGAUUAAAUAUUUGAUCAUAGUCCGUGGUGUUAAUGUAUUCUAUUACAUUGUUACUAUUAGGAAACAUGUAUUAUACAAUAUUUAUUUAGAAACAAUAUGAUAUAGAUGUCUAUGAAAUAUGUUUUCAAGCAAAGGCCGCCAACUUAAUAAAAUUAUUUACUCGCUUGAGAAAUAUUGAAUACAUAAAAAAGAAAGCAUUUAGUUAAAACUUUUAAAAUAAAAAAUAAACAAAAACGAAUGAAAUUACUUAAGUUAAAAGUUGGAAAAAAUAUCAAUAUUAUCAACUUAUUAUCAGUUAAAAUAAAAUGUAUUUACUUAUUUUUUGAUAAAAUUUGGAAAGUUAUUGAAAAAUAAAGUUUGGAAUUUGUAAUAAUAAAUUAAAUUAUAAUUUCUAGACAUGGUAUAAUAUUUUCAAAAUAUUUUGAUAUUUUAAAAAUAUUAAUGACAAUUUAAAAUAUCGAGUUAUCUUUUGUUUUAUGCAGAUAACAAUGUUGUAAUUUAUUUUUAUUAGUCUGUUAAGUUUAAAUGUAUGUUCAAAUACGUUAAAAAUACGAACUAUUGCAAUUUAUUUUGUAGUUUAAAUUUAAAUUUAUCAAAACAUGUUUAACCGAACUUUACUCAGAAUUAUUUUUCGUUUACAAUGAUUUAAAAUUGCGUAAAUAUAUAAACUAAAUUGUCCUUAUAUCCUCCUAACCUCCUAUUUAUAACAGUUGCUCACUUAUAGUGCGAGUAUGCCCACUUGGUUUAUUAGUGUUGUUUUGAAACAGAUAGGUUUAGCCAUAGGUUUAGGGAUAGCCACACACUCUGUGUGCACAAAGCUGACGACAAAAUCUAUGGAAUGUUUUUGUUCUCAAAACGUACGGCGCAUUGUAGUAUUUAUGUAGUUAUAAAAUAGACGUAUGUUAUUUUAUGGUGCAAAAGUAUUAAAUUUUGAUAUUAUCUAUAUAAUUUUGCACCGAAACGGUACACGUGGAUACCUUACAUGAUGAUUAAUAUAUCAAAUAAAUAAUAUUUAUGGGCUACUAAUAAUAAUCGAUAAUAUGUAACUUCAUGGAGAAGUUUUAGUAACGUUAAACCACGAAUUAAGAUAAUAUAAUAUAGGAUAUAUAAUAAGAGUUUGUUAUCAACAAACUAUUGUUUCUGAAAUGUCUACAUGGAAUAGACACAGAGCGGUAAAAACUAAUCAGCAGCGAAAACUGAACUAAUUCAGUGAUAAAUAUUUUUAUUUGGUGGUGUUUUUAAAUUUUUAAUUGUUAAAAAUUUCAGAAUAAUAAAUAAUAAUACUUGACUUUCUUCCUAAGGUUUAAUAGUAUUAGGGAAUAGUUUCAGUAUUAAGUAUAAUAAAAGACAGCAAAUAGUAUAACAUAAAAUUUAACUAUUGCUUUCAAAUUUUUAACAAUAAUGUAACACGCUUGUUUACUCCGAAGUAAAUCAAGUAAAAUGAGUGGUUAAAACUCGUUUAUUAAUUAUUUUGCUUUAAAACUAAAUAUUUAUACCUAAUAACCGUAAUUUUAUAUAAAUAUAUUACAUAUAUAUAUCUUUAACUUUAUAGAUUUACAAUUAUGAGAAGACUGACAUGGUGGACUUACUUUAAGAAUUAUUUUCCAGUAGCUCUAGUGAAAACUCAUGAUUUGCCUGCUGAUAAAUCUUAUCUAUUUGCCACUUAUCCUCAUGGAGUUUUGUGUUCUGGAUCAUUUUCAAAUUUUGCAACAGAUGCAGGCGAAUUCUCGGAAAUAUUCCCCGGGCUUCAAUCGUUUCUGAUUACUUUAAGUUUCCAUUUUAGUAUGCCAUUCACUCGAGAACUCUGUAUUGGCUUAGGUGAGUACCUUCUAAAUAAAUGUUUAUUGUUAAUGUAUAAGUUAACUAUAAAUUGUUUUUUAUACAAUGUAAAUAAAUGUCACUUGAGAAUUAUUAAUUUACGUGCCCCCCUCCGAAAUCUUUUUUUUCGUAAUGCUAUAGUGCAGUUUACAUAAAUUUGUUAUAUUAAUAAAAUGUAUUAUUAGUAAUACUAUUAUAAGUAUAAAAUAUAUUGUUUUAUAUUAUUAUAUGCAUUAUAUAUUAAUCACUAAUUGCAGAAUGGGGAUACAUACAAUUUUUUAACAAAAUUGAGUUAUUACUGGAUUUAUAUUUAUUUAGGUACCUCGAAUAAAUACAUAUUUUAUGUAAAAAUGGGAUUAGUCCAUUAAACUGUUAUGGAAAUAUCAACAGCUAAAGUUAGUGUAAAUAAGCAAAUGUAAAAGUAAAGUAUGGUAAAUAUGAUAUAAAUAUCAUAUGAACUAAAUAUUUUAAUAAAUUACUGUUACAACGUAACAGCUGUAUAAAGUCACUUAUAGGUCAAACAAUUUUUCAUACAUUAUUUAUUAAUGUUAUUUUUAGUCGAUCUAUUUCUGAGUUUGUGUCGAAAAAAAAUAUAUUAUUUAAUCAAAAUGAUUGAAUUUUAAAAUAUCCGUGAAUUAAAAAAAAAAAAAAUAUUUCACCAAUCAAGUUACCCAAAGCUGUACAUCCAAAAGAUUUCAAUAAUGAAUUAUAAGCGCUGCAUUUUAAAGGAUUCUGUUUUUAGAUUUCGGGAAAAACUUUACGAGUGACCAACUCGCUGGCAACUUAAAUAAGAAAUUUUAAUAUUAAAUAAAUAACUAAACAGUUACAUUUCUUUGCUUAAAAGAAUAAAACAUUUUUCACUUCAAAAAAAAAAUUUGUUAUUAUUACCAUCCUUGUGUUUUAAAUGCCUUUAAAAUGGUUAAAUGCAGAAAUGGGACAUACCCAACAUUUAAAAUAGCUACCAAUGUUCACUUUGGUGAACAUUGAGACUGUUUCUCAAUCUUGCCUAGACAAUUUUUCGUGUUUUCUGUAAAAUUAAGUUUUAGGGACAUUUGACAUGUCACCUUUCUGCAAUUAGUGAUCCAUAUAUUCUCUUACAAGGUUACAAACUUUGUUUCAAUUUUAAGUUGUAAAACUAAGGGGGUAUAAAUAAUAAAUGAUAAAUAAAUAAGGAAGUUCUAAAAUAAUAAGUGAUAAUUAUUCUAGCUUAAUAAAAACUGAAUAAUAAAAUUACCUACUACCUAGAAAUAUAUCAAUCCCAUAUAUUAUAUUUUAGUGAUCAUAUUUUAGUAAAUUGUAUGUAGGUAUAUAAAUAAAUUCGAUUUAUGUACUUUAGUAUUUACAACACAUUAACACAAUCGCAAUGCAUUCAAUUAAAAAUAAUUAGUCAGCUUUUGUAAAAGAUAUCAUUUUUCUUUUUGAGCGUCAAGACUUUUGAUUCAAUAGUUAUGCAAAUAAUAUACUUAUAUGUACUUUUAAUGAAUUUAGCAUCUUAUUUUAAUUGUAGGUUUAGGUACCCACUUUAAUAACGCAAUUUAUAUGGUUUUAACUACUAUAAUAACAUAAUAUGUUAUUAUUCCAUAUUAUUGAAAUGUUUUAUUAAAUUAAAUAUAAUACUAUGUAAAAAUAACCCAGAGAAUUAUUAAAAUAUGUAUAAAAAUUUGUGCUUGUUAAUCAAAUACCUUAAUAAUACAUUUAGACAUUUAUUUAUGGUCGAGUUAUCAACUACCUAUUUUGGAUAAUUGAGCUUAAAUUAUAUAAUUAAUCAUUUUAUUUUAUUUUCGCAGGUCUUCGAGAGUCGUCGGAAAAAAGUUUAGUAAAUAUAUUGGAUGGUAAAAAAGGAAAUGUGGCUGUUCUUAUGGUAGGUGGUGUUUCCGAGGCGUUUAAAUCUUUUCCGGGUCCAUACCAUGUUGUUUUGAAAAACAGGAGAGGAUUCGUCCGCGUAGCGUUAAAAACUGGGUAAAUUUAAAUUUAUAAUCUAGGUAAAAAUUGUUUUUGGUUAUUUAAUGUCUGUAUACAUUAUAUUUGCAUGGGUUAUUUACAGGGCAUCAUUAGUACCUGUAUUUUCUUUCGGCGAGACUAAUGUUUAUGGUUUAGGCCAAGCGGAACCGAAUUCUUUUUGGGAAAAAGUGUUAAAAUUAAUAAAAUGGAAAAGCGGUAAUAGAGUACCAGUAGGACGAGGAGUUUUCCAGUACAGUUUUGGUAUUGUACCCCGUAGACAUCCAAUUGUUACUGUUGGUAAGUAAAUUUACAUUCAAAUAUUGUUGAAGAUAUUUAAAAAAAACAAAACAGUUUAUGUUACAGUCAAUUACAUCAUGAAAUACCUAUUUUUUUUAAAUUUAUCCAUGUGAAAAUUCUUUAGAAUCAUAAUAUAUUCUUAAAUUUUAUAUUACUCUUAUUUUUUUAAACUAUUUUGUUUGAGAAUAAAGUCAUAUUUGCUAUUUAAUCAUAUUUAAAUUUUUCUCAUUUCAUGGUUGAAUUGAUUAACCUAGGCUAUAUUUAUACCUAGUUUGUCCUAUUAAGAAAUAAUGGAAAUAGCAAGGUUAUUUUAAUAAAAUAUUAGUUAUACACUGUAAAUAUAACCAUUAUUAAAAAAUUAUUAAAAUUUAUUUCAUUAAAAAAAUUAUGGUUACACCAUAGUAAAUAAUGGAUAUAAUUUGAUGAUAUUUUAUGGCUCAUAAAUAAACUUGAACAUUUUUUUUCAAACGUACUUAAAAUCUAAAUAACCUUAAUAUUUAGUAGGUUUUUUAUUUAUUAUAAAUGCAUAAAUAUAAUUUUUCUUUUAAGAAAUAAUUAAUUUUGUAUAACAAUUAGAACUACAGAAUAUUCAAGCUUAAUAUUAAGCCUACAUUUAAAAUAUCAAUCAAAUAACAUUCGUGUUCUAUAAAAUUACUGGACGCGAGAAGCAAUUUAGAAAGCUAAUGGUUAAAUUUUAACACCUGAAUUCUAUUGGGAUUUUUAUAUUUAAUUGAAUAAUUUAUCGUUUUUACAAUACUUCAAAUUGUAUUUCUAUACUUACCCAUUAAAAAAUAAUAAUAAUAAAUCUAUAUUUGAUGUUGUUUUGAACCUUGAGUUCAACCAGAGGUUAGACAGUCUGGUUGAACUUAUAAUAUAGUGUGGUACAAACUGAUAAAAAUUAUUCUUAAUUUUAUUUUUACUAUACAAUCGUAUGUAUACUUCUUAAAAUAUUAAUAUAUAUGUACAAAAAAAAAAAAUAAAAAGAAUGUAAUAACCGUAAAAUUGACAUAUAUCUGACAUUUUUUCAAUUUUUGGAUAUUUUGAUUACAACUUAUGAUAAUUUAAAUUUGAUUGAAAAUUUAUAUAAUGCGUCAUAUUAAUUUUAUUGUUUAACUUUAAAAUAAUACAAAUAUAUAUUAAAUAAGGAAAACUAUAUUAAACAGAUUGAUUAGUUAGAUUUCAGAUUAAAACAUUAAUAUAAGUUAUUUAUAAUAUAUUUUAUUUGCAAUUUAUUUAAUAUAAUGAUGUCUCCCAUGAUUUUAUUUUAAAUUUUGAGUGGAGUGAGGAAUAUAUUGGUUUUACAAUGAUGUUUACUUUUUUUUUUCUGUGGACUACUUUUCUACUAGCAAUUUUGCUCGGAUUUACAACGAUAGUACUUUUUCUAUAACUAAAUCUGACUGGGAAAGUACUUUAGGGAGGUCAUUUUUCGAUUUUCCCAAUAAAUGGGACAAAACAUGGGAAAACCGGUAAAAUAUAGGUACAGUAUUAUACAAAUAUUAUUAAAGAAAAUAUAUAAUUCAUAUGUAAUUAUGUAUUACCAUAAUAUGACAUGUUUACUGUUGACAAAGGAAUACUGCCAAUCGAAUUACGAUUUGAAUAGUUUUUUCGUUAACAAUGGUUAAUCGUUGCUUACAGAUAUACCUACAUUAAUUUCCGUCUAUAGUCCCGUCCUACCUUUCCGAUUUCUCACCUACAGUAAUGAUUGCACUCUUCCUAAUGGACAGUUUUUUUUACCAUGAGCUCACUCAGUGCAGGCUAUCCACACGAUUGAGCAUAAAAUAUCUUUUUUCCGAUAAAAUUGAGCAAAAUUAAGAAAACCUUUUCUGCUGAACAUUAAAAAAUUCUGCAAUGUUGUCGUUCGCCUUUUUAAAUAAAAUCAUACAAAGAAUAUAAGUUUAACUAAUUAUAAUGGUACAAAAUGGUGUGAAUUAAAAAAUAACACUAUUUCAUAGUAAUAAUUUAAAAAACUUUUUUUAACACACUAAUGUGUGUCACCAAUGAAGGAUUAAUUGAUCGAACACUCACUACUUAUACUGUAUUAUUUUUAUAAUAAUUUGGGAACUGCAGUGACUUAUUUUAAUAAUUUUAAUAACUUUAAUACGAUAAAACGUCAACUUUUCAGUAUCACAGAUAAAACUGAUAUUUGUUGUUUUAUUUCCAUAUGUUUUAUAUAUUUUAUUGUUUUAUUAUUAUGUGUAAUAAUGCGGGAAAAUAAAAAUUUACAAAAUAUCAUAUUGAAAGUAACAUCGUCGCAUAAAAUAUUUUAUGUUCAAUGUUAUUUUAUCGCAAUACGGCCCAUUAUCUUGUUCAAUAAAAUAAAUAAAUAAUUAUACAUUUUUUUUUUGUCUAUAAACAUUUAUUUUGUGAUGGCCCCGAUGGACGGUGGUAUAUUAUAUAGUUUAUCAUUCACUUUGUUCAUGAGUCAGUUGAUAAAAUGUGGACGUUUCGACUUGCUCGAAUGAAUAACUUUUUCGGGAACUUCUAAUGAGUGAUGAAAUUUUGUAUUUAAUUGAUCGCUUCUAAAAAUGUCUUGUACUUAGUCAAGAAAAAAUGUCUAGGGGGUGGUGCACUUGAUUUUUUAUCUAGUUUUUGUAAAGCUAGAAUACUUAUCACCUGUUAUUUUAUGACUCUUUUAUUCUCUUAUCACUUAUUAUUUAUACCUCCUUAGUUUUAUUACGUGAAGUUAAAACAAAGUCUGUAACAUUGUAAAAGAUUAUAUUAUAUUAUUAUACCUAAUAUUAAUAUUAUACAAAGAUAUAUUUUUUAAUACUUAUAAUAGUACUACUAAUAAUAUAUUUUAUUAAUUUAACAAAUGUAUGUAAAAUGUACUACAGUACUACGAAAAAAAAAAUUCAAGGGGGAGGGGUCACAUACCCCAGUGGUCUCCCUCUGGCAACGGCACUGUCAGAAUAGAGGUUUAAGUAAAUAGGAUAAAGUGAAAGGAGGUUGGGAUUGCAGCAAAAACUAAUUACUUAAGGUCAGAAGAAGAAAAUAGUUUUCAAUAUAUUUUGGCUUUCUUGAUGUUAUUUAUAUUUGUUUGAAUAACGUUAAGUGUUUCGAUUUAUGCAAUUCUAAUCUUUUAGAUUAGUAUAAAAAAAGGUUAUUUGAUAUUUCAAGGUUUUUCAUAUUAUUUAUUUUUAAAAAAAGCAGAGUUUUAUGUAACUAUCAACAUUUUUUUGAACAACUUUUGUUCACUAAAAAUUACAGGUUGAUAAUAACAAUAAAAAAUAAUACAAUCAUAUACAAAGAUAAGACCUUAGAUUUAAUAAUUGAAUUCUGAAGGACUCUACCUGACUUUUCGUUUCCAAAGUAGCGUCUUAUAAAUAAAUAGAGAGGAUGUUUGUAAGUUGUUUUCUCAAUAAAGCGAAUUCGGGCCAAUAGAAUACCGUGACUAUUGUUUGCAGCAUCAGUUUGCUAUAACACUGUAAUACCAAAUGAUUUAAAAUAUACGUAAUACAAAAUGCAUCAUUAAUUUGAGAUAACGAAGCAGUACAUAAGUGAUGUCUAAUUGUCGACACAAGACUGAACUGAAAAAUUAUAACUGAGAAUUAUUUAUUUUUUAAUAUUUAAACACUAAUUACUACCUAGUUGGAAAAAAAAACUUUAUAUCAUAUUAGUAUUUUUCGUUUCCUUGUAAGAAAUUGAUUAAUUUCUUUUCCUCUUAGUUUCACCUUAUACAUUUUACACAAUGUAUAACAACAAACCUUUAAUCUCACAAUAAUAUUAUUAUUACAUUGGUGUUACGAAUAUAAUUCAUUUAUAAACAAUUUUAUUUACAGUGGGUAAGCCAAUUGACAUGCCUAAAAUCGCUAACCCAAAAGAAGAAGAUAUUGCUAAGUACCAUAAAAUAUUCGUUGAAGAGUUGACUAGUCUUUUUGAAGAACAUAAAACUAAAUAUUCAAAACAUCCCGAUGAAAUGGAAUUAAUACUGGAAUAA